AUGAGUACGAGUGAAUCAUGGUAUCUCAGCGCACGGACUUUGCUAUAUGGACUCUACUUUGUACAGUUCACAGCCCAGAGCCAAACAAAUCCACGACAGAUUGGCUACGACUACGGUUUCCUUAAGAUCGUUGAAGGUCCUUUGUAUGCCUAUAUAUCUCAAGGUUCUUAUGCUGUAUAUAUAGAAAAACGAAGCAUGACGCUGGACGGUUCAGACUCCUACGACCCCGACUUUUAUGGGGAGAAAGGUAGGCCGUGAGGAUAAUAUUGAACGAAACUAAGACACAAGAGUAGUACACACAAAACACAGGGAAAUGGCCAGUAACGUACUCAUGUGCACAGCCAUUUCAUUCGGUCAGUGUACUAAACUAUUUUAGCCACCACAUAUGUACGGCGGAUCUGUCGUCAAGGGAGUGCUUUUGCACUCGCCUUAACAGUAAAAUGCGGGGGCAGCAAUCGCUGGGGAGACCCUUCGCCUGGGGCUAUGCACUCGCCUCGGUGAUAAACGACAGGGUCAGCCAAGCUUGAGGAUAUCUGCGGCCCAUGGGGGGGGGGGGGUACUCCCUUGUAAGGGCUUAAUGGGGACGUGCGGCCAGCCAGGGCAUGUUUUUCGGGAUUUUUGUCUUAAACUGGGUAUCUUUUCUUGGAGGAUCAACAGCAAAAUUUUUACAAGCUCUAAUGUUAAUUAAUAUUGACUUCUUUUGACUUUGGCAUUGAUACCAGGCACAUCAGAAAUCGGAAUUCUGUCUUAAACAGGGUAGGAAAAUCAGCGAUUUUUGUCUGAAACAGGGUCAGGGUAUGAGGAGCCGAGCCGCACCUCCCCACCCAAGGAUAUAUUGAGUGCCCCCCCCCCCGAUAUCUGCGGGGCUUGAAGUAUCGUGUGUCUGUGUUAAUCGGGCAAUAUAGUUUGUCAGUCAGUUGUUUGUCGUUGCUGUUUGUUUUUCACAGGUAAUUAUGACAACAUGAAUUUCACCUGGGUUUGCUGGAAAAGUGGAGACUCGUCCCCGGAUUUGAACGAUCUCGGUAUUUUAAACAAGGUGUACCCCGACGGAUCAAACCCAACAGCCCCAGACGGAAAUGAGGUGUGACGAUUUAUUAUCUUUGAUAUCUAGCCGAUUUUUUUUUUUUUUUUUUUUGAAAACGAAAUUUCCACUCUUUUGAGUGGAAAAGGGCCAAAAGGCAAGUUUCUCGGUUUACACGAGCGAAGCGCCAAGAAAAAGAGAAAAAGAAAGAGCGAGGAGGAACAAAGGAGAAGAAGCGAAAAAAGCAGUGGUUGCAUUCUUACUUUUUUAUAAUGCCUACUUUAGCCGAAAAAAACCGAAGAAGCCUAUUUGGCGGUAACGUUUUCAAAAAUCCGGCUAGAUAUUAAGAUUUAUCCAAGGCCAAAAGCGAGGUUACCGUGGCGUUUGUUUGUUUGUUCUUUUUUUUAUCAUGUUUUCUGAAGUAAUGGAAAUUUCCUUAUAAACAGAGAAGAAACUGAAUUCCAAGUGAAAAAUGGACCUGAGUCUUCCAUAAAUUAAAAACCAAUAACAAUAACUAACUGGUCUGGGAAAACUUAAAAAAGAACACGUGACCUCGACGAAUUACAAAGUAGAAAAGGUUUUGAGGUUAAGAGUCGAUAUUUCUUCGAGUUUUGUAAUUUGAAAAACCUUUGUAAAAAGGCUCAUUCCAAGUUUUUUUUUUUUUCAUUUAUCAAUUUCUAAUUAAUUCUUAUUCAUUUUUCCCGUCAAGAUUUGUAACGAUCAUAGCAAAUGAUGUUAACUGCUGAUAUUUUUAAAACCUUUCGGACACGAGACUUAUGAAAAUUUCAUAAAGUCUAAUAAUAAUAUCAUAAUAAUAGUAUCAUCGUAUCAUAAUAAUAGUAUCAUCGUUUAUCUUCGACCGUUAAACGAUUUGAAAAUGUCUGUAAAAACCUUUCAUGAUAGUAGAUGGAAGAUUAUCAUUCCGUUCGUGAUAGCGGGUUUAAUUUUUUUGGCCCUGCUGUUUCUCUUUUUUGGUAAACGGCUCAACAUUUAACAUGUAAAGGAAAUGGCGAUCUCUGUGUGAAUAAAUCAUAAUCAUGAACAUUAUCAUCAGCUAAGUCAUAUCACAUUGUUAUUGUCAUCAUCAUAAUAAUUAUCCUUCUAUAUACUCGUCACCAUUAUCAUAAUUAUUUUUCUCAUAGUCUUCAGCAUCUUGAUCACCAUCCUCAAACUCAUCAUCAUCAUCAUCAUCAUCAUCAUCAUCAUCAUCAUCAUCAUCAUCAUCAUAAUUAUCACCAUCAUCAAUUACCAAAGAUGCAAAGAAGUCAACUACUAUUUGGAGGCAAGCAAUAACCUAUACCUUCAGGCUGAUAUAAUAUAUUUAUAAUAUAUUUUUUAGGUUUCUAACCAUCCUGGUGGGGGAUGCUUCAAUACGGGACCUGGAAAGAUAUCAGCCAAUAACAACAUUUCCAUAACAUUUGACAAUAGUCUUAUGCUCCUUGGAUACACAUAUUAUAUGGCACUGGUGGUACAGAAGGGACAUCGGAAGGGCGAUUACAGACAAACAGUUGUUCUUGCCAAGGCACCACCAAAAUUUAAUAUCAGGUAAGGCAGGUAAUAAACAACAGCCAAGGCUUAAAGUUCGAUGCCGUGAACUUUUCUUUCGUAACGGUUUUUGCAAUUUUUAAGACACACAAUUUUUAUACUGUAUUUUAAAGGUGUUUUCAUUAUCAGGGAAGAACUUUAUGGCAACACAAAUUUUGGUUAAGAGUUCUCUAAACUGACAUCUCCUCGGAGAAUAUUUUUAAAAUCAAUAAGGCUUCCAACUUGAAAGCCCAAAUCAGGUGACCCUUUCCUCAAAUUGCUUGCCAAAAUCUCAACUGCUUGCCAUCGUGAUGAAUCCCAAUCUACGACAGAUAUAUGUUCCUGAAAAGCCCCUUUGAAUGCAUCACAACUAAGGUCAGAGCCGGGUAAAGGGUAAAGUUCUCCUUCCUUAAGCUGACGGCGUGCUCAUUUCCCCCCUCUUCCCCACCCCCUUUUUAUAAUUGUUCCGUUUUAAGAGUAUUUGAAGUUGUUAACGCUACACUGAUAGGGUGGAACGCGCAAGGAGGAUUUGAAGUCACACCCGGGAAUUAAACUCAAGACUACUGGCGCAAAAAGGCUGCCCACUUUAAUUUUGAACUGUGCCGAUCCUUACAACUCCUGGUAAAUUUAACUUAGGCUUUCACACUUGCCUUUCACCCAAGGCCUUUCAUUAGCAUUUUUUGGGCUGGCCAAAUUGUUUCAAAGUAACAUUGUAUACGUGAUAUCUGACAAAGUUCCUUUUCACUGAACAACUUGGGGUCACUUGGAGGGAUGCAUCAAAACCUCGUUUUUAUGUUACAGCUGCUUUUCAAACUGUCAACCGAACGCUAUUAUAAGCCAGCGUAUAGGCCUGGAAGCAUACUGUGUAGGUCCAGACUGCUCAAGAACGCUAUACUUCAAAUGGUUUAUGUACGAGAGUGACAAGACAUUCCCGGGACCGGAGGGUAAGAUAGAAUGCCAUAAUAGAGAAGAGAAGUGUGACGUCAGGUUACCAUGGUAGCAAAAUUUCUGGAUCUCGACAUUCUCUCUUAACAGAGGAGGUUAUUUGCAUUGUCGACGGAUGCAAGGAAAGUGCGGGCUACUGUUUUGUUCCUGAGUGUAAUGGUGCACAGUAAAGUAGUUUUUUUUUUGGUGUUUGCUUUUGUUUGUUUUUAUUUUGCCACAUUUGUAGGACCAAGGUUUGUUAAGAUUCAGAAAUUUUUCUACCCGGCAGCGUGACGUAACGAAAAAUUAUCCUCUCUUUCGUGCCCAAAUUAUGGAAUAAUUUGUCACCCACAAAAUGGGUGGCAAAUGAAUAUUUUAUAUCUUAUUGUUUCGAUAAUUAUUACCUUAUUCCCCAAAUUUGGUCAGCUCAAGCUGGUUGUGACGAAUUGGCCGGCGGAUUUGAGCCAAUCAGGAACGACAAAAAAGGUUCGAUGAAUAAUAAUUAGCGUUAUUGACAUUCAGUUUUAAUAUUGAUAACAGUUGAAACUCCCGUCAAUGGUCAUCCAAAAUGCAAAGCACUGGUGGUCGAUUAUAGGAGGUGGUCGCACUCGAGGGUUUCAAACUGUAGUGUAUGACGAAACUUUUGUUUUCAUCGUAGGAAUUAGAAAUGUUGAUGAAGGAAAAAUUGAUUUUUUUUUCUUACCAACAGAUUACAACGCGACAAAAAACUUCUACGGUAACUUAUUGACAACCUCCAGCUCUAGAUCGAUGCUGCUACAGGAAAACGUUCUCGAAAAAAGAAAAAGUUAUAUGAUAAAAUUUAGAGUGACAACUAUAUACGACGCCAAAGAGUUCGCCUAUUACUAUUUCCGCACCAACAUUCCACCUGUAGGGGGUACUUGUGCGAUAGACAGAGACACAGGAGUAGCUGCCCGUGAUUUGUAUGAAUUGGUAUGUAACAACUGGGACGAUAAUGAUACGCCACUGGUAUACAAAGUGAACAUACCGUCGAAUAAUGAAAGUAGCGGAUACAUCGUCUUGGCUGUGUUUGAUACAAGCUCAAAGUUGCGUCUACCGGUUGGAGAUAAGCUGGAUUUAUAUCACCUACAUUUAAAUGUGUAUAUCAUAGAUUCACUUGGUGCAACGGCGAAAGUCAACCUUACAGUGAUUGUAAGUAUGUAGCACGUCCCUAACUUUCAGGCCUUGUGACGUGGGAUCAAUAGGCCAUUUCCGAGUUCCAAAACAUCUCACUUUCAAAACGAGGCUUAGUGCGAAACCUUUGUUGUGAAAAUGAGUUUUAUUUGCAUCAAAAUUAAAACUAACUUUCAUAUCAAUGGCUUCGCACUUAGCCUCGCCUUGAAAGUGAGAUUUUUGGAACUCGGAAAUGGCCUACUUAGAUUCUGGGAAACUGCCCACCUACCCCUCCCCUGACCCAACAUUUUGCCCUAAGUGAGAAGUAAGUGUUAAUGCUGACUUAGGGGAGGGGUAGGUGGGCAGUUUUCCAGAAACCUUAAUUUAUCCACGACGUGCAUAGGCUUGGAAGAGACCACCCGGCUUGCAAGCAGAGCCUCCUUUUAUCUUCUUGAAUGAGGAGCAGAAAAGGAGGCUCUGCACAUGCCUGAAUUGCGUCGAGGUUUUUUGGUCGCCGCAGCCCACACUUCUGGACUAUACAAUCUUAUUUCUCUCGUCAAACAGGUUUACUUCAGUGCGAGCAUCCGUUAAUUGAUAAACCGGUGGUCAUAGCCGAGCCCGCUGUACCAAGCGCACGGCUAGUAGGCCUAGGCCUCAGACCGUAUCCUAACAACAUGCCGCGCACGCUCAAAAAAGAUAUUUCUCGAUUCAAGCAGAGUUUUUCUUAAGUACGCCAAAUUUGAGCAAGCAAAAUCAAGGCUCUGCUGGCAGGCUUGGAACAGACACGAUAACAUUACCAUAGGCGUCACGUUGUAUCUUCGGUCGGGUACUUUACUAGAAUUAGAUGUAAUAAAUUAACGUAUUUUUCAGACUUAUUGUUGAUUUUGUAAUUUAAUUCAACCUCUGCUGUAAAAAUAAAUGAAGUUACAACCUCUCUAAUCUUCAUAAGCAAAGAAAGAAUCUUGGAUAUUUUGGAAUUGAGUGAAAAUAUUUCACAUAUUCCAUAUUUGACGAUUAUCACGUUUUCCCCCCAAAUUGACGCGACUCACGCGUGAGCACAACUUAGUACUGCGAAAAUCUCGAACUCGUAGUCGUACUCGUCUUAGAAUUUAAAGGUCUCUAUUUCAACAAAACGAGACGACGAUUUAUUGAUAGUCUUCCAAAAUGUAUAAAGCGUUUUCACAUGACGUCACGGUGGCCAUAUUGGUGUUCCAAAACAAUGAAAGCCCGGCCAUGUUGGUGUCCCAAGACAAUCCUGUGGGAGUUGAAUUCUUUUUUAAUGCAAACGCUUUCUUGUUCCAAUAAAUUUGCAGAGAUGCUGGCCACGUGAGUGAAAACGCUCUAUAGUUCGAGUUUCGGCAAGUCUUACGUCAUAAUUGCUUGCUGUGAGGAAAUCUACGUUCGCUAAUUCAUGUAAAGAAUUAACAAUCAUCACCCAUACCCUUAUAGGUCUAAUAGUCUAAGAGUGUUUUCACUCACUGGCCAGAAUCUAUGCAAAUUUAUUGGGACAAAAGAAAGCGUUUGCAUAAGAAAAGAGUUCAACUCCUAAAGGACUGGCUUGGGACACCGACAUCACCACCGUUUCAUUGUUUUGGGACACCAAUAUGGCCACCAACACAUCAUGGGAAAACACUCCUAUGAUCUGGCAGUAUCGCCUUGAGAUGAAAAGUUCUAGAAUAAACAAACUCGACUGCGAUUUCACGUAUUGGCAAUUUUUUUUUACUUGUUUGCCCCCUGAGAAACCGCGUCACAUAUGGUGUAUUGGAAAAGAGCUUUCUGUUACGUUAUUUCACUUCUGAUUACGAUCCAAGGAAACCAAAAACCAACGCUUUGAGUAAUUUCCCUCUCCAGAAACUAUAAGCGGAAAUUGUUACAAGCUUUUGGUGCAUCAAUUACUAUGAUCGUCAUGGGUGGACAAGUGUUAGUUAUGAUUGGCCGAUGGUCGUCAAGGCAACCUUCAACCCACCAUAACUAACACUUGUCCAACCAAACUAUCCCAGAAAUAGUUGCGCCGAAAACUUGUAUCCAUUCCCCUAAUAGUUUCUGGAGUGUAGUCUCCCUCGCAGCCGUUUUUAUUGUCGUUACGCAACACUCCUGGGGAGAAGCGUUGCGUGACGACACUGAAAGAGACUAUCUGGAGUGGGGAUUAUGACUGAACAAUGCCUUACAGGUAUAUCCACCAUCAAUAUCUGAACUGGAUGAGGAGCUGACGGAACUUGUUCGUGAAAAUGGUGCUCUUGAUGGUUAUGUCAAAGCAAACGAUCAACAAAGAGCCGUUCAACUGAGCAUUAGCGUGUUAAGUACCUUGGACUUUCUGCAGCAAUCAAACAACACAGAGGUAAGCCAGCUAAAGUUUCAGAAAUAUCAGGCAUCAAUAAUAUACAUAUAUACUUUUAGUUUUAUUACGGCCUUCUUACCUCUUUUUCGGCUAAGGAGGUCACCCUUCAAGCCAAGCAGUUUGUCAUGUCAAAGAUUUGCCAACUGAGAUUGGUGAGAAAAAUGUAGGGAAAGUGGGCUUACCCAGGAUGGCCCUUCUAAGCGGGAAAAUUCUUUUCCAUAUAAAUGCGGCCUGAAAUGAGAAAUCAAGCAUUCAAUUUGAAAAUGUCUGUUCAAACUUCUCAGACCAACUGCACGUAAAUACGGUAGUACUAGGCACUUCCGUGUUUUUUUGUCUGUUUGUUUGUUUGUUUUUGUUUUUUAUUGUUUUAUUUUCAACCAUUACCACAUUGCUUUUCAGAUCCGACAAAAUAUUAUCAACAGUAUAACACAGUUAAAGAUCAAUGACACUGAAAGUGUAAACCAGAUAGCCAGCGUCUUAGUGGAGGCAACUAAAGUAGAAGGGGAGAUAACCCCUCAGUCUGGGGUAAGUGUUCAUUUGUGUGGAGAAAUUAGUUUUUGGAUACAUUGCACUGAGUGAGUCAACUCUAACCGUGCAGGCAUCUCGCUAUUAAGGACACUCAGAAAGCGCGGUAGUGGCUAAAUCCCCGGAAAAACGUACGGACAUUUGAAUGAAAACUGCACGUUAAUUUAGACCCUCGCCAUUACGGACGCCUCGAAAAUGCGGCACCUAAGUCCCUGUUAAAACAUACGGACAUUUGAAUGAAACCUCAUGUUCUUCGAGACUAUCGUUACUACAGACACCCCAAAUGUACGGCAGCUGAAUCUUCGACAAAACGAAUUAACAUUUCACUGAAAACUUAUUUGAGACCAGGGGCACCCAGCGCGAUUAUAUUCUAUGAAAUAACUGUUCGAAGAAGCAAAUAUUGUCUAGAAAUUUCUAAAGCUUAGGAAAGGCUAAAAAUUUCUGAAUCAACGCUCCAUUAGUCUAAAAUAUUCGGAGAUUUUCUAAUAGCUUAACUACGAUUUUCAAAUGUUGUGUUUUCACAUUUUAAUAUCAAGAUAUUGCGAUUAUUGUUCAAAAAAAGAUCUCCUAAAACUUUCGGUAUAUAUACAAUGAAAGACGACGAAAGCAAGGCUACUUCAUGUCCUCGAGGGUAGCUAACACUUUCGGAUGAGACGAAAAAGCCAGCUAAAGACAUCCGACAGAUAAAUAGUUUUUAGGGUAACCCCAAGUUGACCAAAACGGCCUCUAAAGCAUAGAGAAACCCACCUGAGACUCUUAUGGCGUAUUUGGAAACAUUCGCUAUUGCGGAGAACACGAUAGUACGGAAGCUUCUGAAUCCCCGUAUCAAAAAGUACCGACGCUUAGCGGAUUUUUCAACAUUAACAUAAGAAUACAAUAUAUUCUUUCAUUUUUAUCAUCUUAUUUGAAUUUACUAUGUUUCCGUUGAUAAUCAAUCGAAAUUGCUGCAAACGUAGACAUAUGUCACCCCUCUAUUGCAAUUCUCUUUCAUAAUGGAGAACUGAUAGCAUCGUCUUUUCUAAACUAAGUAAACCCUCUCUCAAAUUUAAAUAAGCCCCCCUGUCUCUAUUAAGCCCCUCCCUCCUCAAAUGGGCUUAACAUAAAUAAGCCUCCUGGGGGGCGCUUAACAAAGGAUUUACGGUCAUUUGAAAAAUUAGAGCAACCUUCGGAUUAUCUACCAGCAGAUAACUUCCGAGAGCCCUAAACAGGGCCUGUGCUGUUGAUCCAACAGUUGAUUUUAGCAAAACGUGCUUUUCACAGAGCAAUGUUCAUCCGGGUAGACACAAUUCGCCCCAUGUCAGGUGAAUCCGGAUUCUGCAAUCCGGAAAAUUUUUGCUCGCCCUGGAAUCCGGAAUGCUGGUCUUUGGAAUCCGUAAUUCAGCUCAACUAAUCCAGAAAACAAGUUGCACUGACAAGGAAUCCGGAAUGCAGUACCUAAAAUCCGGAAUCCAGCACAGCCUGGAACACAGAAUGCAAGACUGUCUUGGAUGACCUUACAUAGGGCGACACAAAGAUCGCCCCAUGUAAGGGAAUCCGGAUUCCUGAAUCUGAGAAAAGUUUUGUGUAUGGAAUCCGGAAUCCUAGCUUUUGGAAUCCGGAAUACAGCUUAAGGAAUCCGGAAUCCUGGGUUUUGGAAUCCGAAAUACAGCUUAAGGAAUCCGGAAUCCUGGGUUUUGGAAUCCGGAAUACAGCUUAAGGAAUGCAGAAUCCUGGGUUUUGGAAUCCAGAAUACAGCUUAUUGAAUCCAGAAUCCUGGGUUUUGGAAUCCGAAAUACAGCUUAUGGAAUCCGGAAUCCUAGGUUUUGGAAUCCGGAAUACAGCUUAACGAAUCCGGAAUCCUGGGUUUUGGAAUCCGGAAUACAGCUUAUGGAAUUUGGAAUCCUGGGUUUUGGAAUCCGGAAUACAUCUUAAGGAAUCCGGAAUCCAGGGUUUUGGAAUACGGAACACAGUUUAUAGAAUCCAGAAUCCAAGUUCCACUGACAAAUACUGGAAUCCAGUACCUGAAAUCCGGAAUCCACAGCCUGGAACACAGAAUGCAAGACUGUCUUGGAUUAUCUUAUAAUAUCUUACAAAGAUAUAAUCGUUCUUAUCACACCGUUGUCACUUGACUUAUUACACAAAGCAAACUACAACGACACUUCUUUCUAGUUGCAGUCCUUAGGAUCAUGCGAAGAAAUGUCGGCUAUUUUGGCACAAGAAGGAAAUAACACAGCAACGACAGACUUAGUAGAAAACGCUGGUAAGCAGAUUGUUGCUGUGACUGGCAAUGUACUUGGUGGGGUAGUCUAUACCCACACAGAGAAUGCUACUGCGGUGAGUAACAAAAACUUGCUUUAUUGAUGUGUCAUUAGUGAACUUACGCAACAGGACGGGAGAGGGAAGAAGACGGCAAACCUUGUGUGACAAGCGUGACAAUAUUUUUGUUUGAAAUAACUUUUCGCCAAAAUUCACUUUCCUUUAAACAGACCUUUUUGUAAAAGACCAGAAAACAUUGAUGUUAAGUGAAGAUCACGACAAAACGCGUAAGAAAUAGCCUUGUCACGUUUGUCACAUACGAGCGUUCUGCCGUCCUCUUCUUCCUGUCGUCCUGUUGCGUAAACUCACUACUGUCUUAUUAUUAACGCUAUUCAGACCCUAUUCAAACCAGGGAGGGCUAUAGCACUGUACUGUAUACUGAAGUCCUGAAAAAUCAGUCAACCAUCGUUUAGGCCUGGUUCAGACGCCGUACUUUUUAUGUGCCGAACCUAAUUGAAUAAGUACUUUAUGUACUUCAACUAAUAAAAUCCCUACCCUUUCAUAUACCUGAAGCCUGACAAAGGUACCCCUUUCGGGCGGAGUCUCCCCGUAUAGGCCAUCAUAGGGAGUACCCCACGGGGCUUCUGCUCGUUAUUGCUACCUUCAUUGGACAAACAAGGAUUGGAUUCUAUGGUAACGGUUAGAUGGACUUCGAAGAAAAGACUAAAAACAAGAACCGUUUUUGACAACGCAGGUCGCGUGUUAUCCGAAUCAGCCGUAAAAGUCUGAAAACAAUGGCUACACUUUUAAAUUACCCUGCCAGGGUGCAAAGAAAAUCAGUUUUACAGCUUGCCAUUCGGGCAAGCUGAGGCUAGCAUUUACUAGCCCAGGCGUCAUUUCAACUAGCCCCAAAAGCUUUUUGAUGAGCAGAAUUGAUUUCACAGUUCUUGUUAUUCAAAUUCCUCAAAACACAUCACUUGCCCGUCGGGCAAGUUAAGAACAGAAUUCACUAGCCCGAUAGCAAAAAAAUCCACUAGCCCCGGGCUAUCGGACGCUACUUUCUUUGCACGCUGCCCUGGGUAAAGUUUUAUCUAAUCGACCCCAGUUGUUACUUCUUCUCUUAUUUCGAUAGCUUGAGGACCUCGCCAAGAAGGCCUUAAACCUUUCAGAAACUAUAGGAAGAUACUUCCUUCGGCGUCUAAUACCAGGAGAGAAACCGACGGUAUUUCGAAGCAAACAUCUCAGUAUGCAGCUUGCCAAGCUGCUUGUGGGUGGCGAGGAUAACAAGACUCGGGAUAUGAGCAUCAGUGGUGGGUCUUUCAAAUUACCGGAUCUUCCCGUCUUGUCUGAUUCGACUCGUUCAUACCUUGACAGAAGGGUAAGUAAGUCGGCAGUACGUAGUAGAAGAUGUUGUCAUUGUUGUUGUUCUUUUCAUUGUUUUCAUUGAAAUUUCGAAUUUUACGGCAUUAAGGAAAUGGCCGCCAAUGCUCGCAGCGCGUAAUGCUUACUGAGAAAAGGAACUUGGUCUUUAAUAAACUAGUGACUCAGCGGUGAGAGUUAUCGGCUUUCAAUUUUGUUAUUCGGGCUCAAAUCCCAGAAGCGAGGGUACCUUUCUCGUUCUUAUCCUAAGAAGUCUUUCUUUCUCAGCUGUUGGCGCAGAGCUUUGCGAGUUCUCUCUCACUCUUUUUCUCCCUCUAAUCACAGGAAGUUUUUAAUGGUUACCAAACUGUUUAAGACGGAAUCCACCAGGAAAUUGAUUAAUUUUAAUUUUCAGUGGACAAAACCCCUGUACAAGAAUUGGAUUACACAUGUAAAAUUCUGAAAAUUUCAUGUAGAAGAUGUACUUUUGUGAAAUUUGACAUUCAUUUUCUCGGGCUCCCAUUAGAUUUUUUUUUGGAGUUACUACAGAUGAUUUAUUACAUCUUUAGCCCUUGAAAAAUGUAAAAAAGAAUGCAAUAUUCUUUAAAUCAUUCUGGUACAAGGUUUUUGUCCACUGAAAAUUAAAAUUGCGCAAUUUCCAGGUGAUGGAUUGGGUCAGCGACAAACCAAUGAGUGGUGCCGCAUCUCCCAGUUGUAGACCUGGAUCAGUACAAUAACAACUUGUAGACAAAUAUGAAACGGCAAACUGAUCCUUACGGCAAGGCAAUGAAAAAGUAAACAAAAGAAUAAAACAAAAAAAAUAUAUAUAGGAUAUUACACGGUGGCGCGAAGAUAUGAAUUUUAUUUUCGAGUGGCAAAACAAUAUUUUACGAACGAGCGCAGCGAGUGAGUAAAAUAUUGUUUUUGCCACGAGAAAAUAAAAUUCAUAUCUUCAAGCUUAUCAAUGAAAUCAUCGAUAAACUCACGUGUGAGAUUAUGGAAAAUAAACCACUCGGGUCCCGGAUGUAGUUUUUAUGAAUUUUACGAGUGGUAUAUUUUCCAGUAAAACACUCGUGUCUAUAUAAUAAAUUUAAAUAAAUUUGCCCAAUAUUUUAGUUUGAAGACAAACUUUCUUCAGGGGUUUUAAGAACUCAGACACUUUCGAGUUGUUUCAAAUCUCACUAUUUCAGCUGAUCUUCUGGCUUCUGAAGGAUCUCUAAGCUAGGAAAGCCAGUUCCCAUGUUCUCAAAAACACUUCCUCUAGAUAUUACAAGACCUUACAAUUUGCUCAUACCUGAAAACAGAAAAAGUGAAAGGCUAAGACAACCUCCAAAACAUAACAUUUACAAUAGAGCCCAGGUAACUCGAACUCUUAAGGGAAACGAAAAACAGUUCGAGUUAGCGGGAAUGUGAGUUGUCGGGGUAAAUUUCAGAGAAAUAUUGAUGAAAGGAAAAUAAAUUUUUGUUCGAGUUAGCGAGGAAUUCGAGUUGUCCGAGUUCGAGUUUUCGGGUUUCCACUGUAAUUAACAGCAGUUAAUAUUUACUUAAAAACCUGGACUUAAUUUCCACUUAAUUUUCAAUUAUAAUAACCAUCAACCGUCAACAGCUCUUUAAGAUAUGACCGUCAAAGCUAUUACGCCAUUGAGACCCUCUGUUAUGUGUGAUGUGCUUCACCAUUAUCUUGCUACAUAUUGUUUUAUGUGGCUUAGCUUAUCACAUGAUCUCCUUUUUUUCUUUUUCUUUUUUUUAGAUUCAAUUUUCGGAUGUGAAUCCGUUUAUAUGGGCCAAAAAUGGUACCCAUAAGGCAGCGACCUCAGUAAUCAGCUUAUCAUUCAAGGACGAAUUUGGAAGUCCCAUAACAGUCGAGAAAACUGAAAAGCAAAUUGAAAUCUAUAUUCCCACGGGAAGGGAAAACAAUGAUACCAACAAAGCCGCCGUGCACUUUGUUAACCCAGGAAAUGACAGCAUGAUGUUUCAUUCCUUUGAAAUCAAACACAACGACACUGCUUUUGCCAUUCGAAUAGAACCAGUUAACGAAACAAUGCUCGCUGUAUAUUUACGUUAUGGGAGAAAACCAAACUUGACACAUUUUGACUUUAAGUUCAUUAUUCCGGAUUUCACGUCUUGCGUACUUCCGGGACAAGAAAACUGCAGCAUUGUAUCUGAUUUUAUGACAUGCGUGGAAACGGAGGACGCACCAUACAAGGACGAAAACUACACAAGACCGUUUUUGCCUGCAAGCUGUGGCCCGGAACCAGAGAAUGAAACCGUAACAGCUCCACCUCCGGCUCCACCCUUACCCAAUGAACAAGAGCAAACGUUUGAAUGUCCUGACGCUUGCAAAUAUGAUAACUUUACGUACGAUAAUUGCACUUGUGACGAGCUCCCCGAUGUGACAUUUCUAUUCAACUCCUCGUUAGAUGAAAACAAUGACAUAUGCAAGGCGUUCAUCGACUUUUCUCUUUGCCCAAACGACACCUUAAUUUGUAAGGACUCUGUGAAUUUAUUAUCUUGCUACCUGUUGCACUUGGAUCGUUUUAAGCAGUGCCGCAGUAUCCUCAGGACCACACCCAAAUUGUUUUAUGGCAUUUACGCGAAAUGCCUUAAAGAUCCUUUCAGGUUUUUUUUCAACAGUACUGUUGGUAAAGCAGGCAAGUGGUUUGUGGGUAUUGAAUAUUACAUACCUCCAAACGAUACUAAUACUGAGGAAGACAAGGAAACGAAAGAUAGUUUGGACUUUGGGGAAGAUGAGCCUGAUUGGGAUAGGCUAGAGGAGUUUGGAUUUUGGAGAAAACUCACAAACAAAAAUAGUGAGGACAAUGCCAGGAGAUUUUUGGAAGGUAGAGUUUUAAGAUGGGCAACACGGAGAAGAUGGGGAAGAUCUUUUCAAGGCGACGAUGUGUACGAUCAAAACUGUAAGUUUUGGUGGGUUAAAUGGUUCCAAUGUGGGACAUUUUUGGACAGAUAUAUGGGUUAUUGGAGGCUAUGGCAGGACAAGAAAGACUAUGGUGGUGAUCGUAAACGUAGAUCACUGUCGUCAGAUUCCGAUGAAACCGCUGAGCGACUUUGUGUAGUCGUCGAAGAGAAGCCCCCUCCUUUCAAAAUUGGAGAAUCAUUGCCGCUUGUUGAAGAACCGCCAGAGCUAGACGAGAAUGUGUCUGCACUCUAUUCGUUCGAAGUCAGCCUUUACACAUGCCUCUUCUGGGAUGAGACCAACGAAGAAUGGAGCACUAGUGGUUGUACGGUAAGAUUGCCUUUACCGCUUUAUAGCUUUAAAAGUUUCCACUCCGAUCCUUAAAUCUUGCAAUGUGUACGAGCCAAUAAGUUUGUUUUCUCAUAAUUUUGGCUUUGUUUUAUAUGAUGGUUGUUGUUAUUCUUUUUUUGAUAAUCAUUAUUGCUUAGCAGCCGAAUAUGCUGGGCGAACGGGCUCUGAGUGCUCCAUGCAUGUGUCAGUAUAAUUUUGAAGGCAGAGAGUAAAAAAUUGGAACCCGUUAGGGUAAGGGUUACGGUUAGGCUGCUCUCACUCUUGCUAUAUUUUUCAACGCUCGUGGAGGAAUUUUGUUACUCCGUGCAUAUCCCCUAUAUCUUAGAUAAUUACAAUUCAUUAUUUUUUCGGGGCCAAGGGUCGAAGGCCUGGAUUAUCCUAUAUUUAAUAUGAGAAACAUGUUCAUUCAGUUGCUACGAAGAAAUUAUUUGAUUAAAAAAUCUGAGCGCUCCUCAUAGGAAUGAAACCUGUGACCUUUCGGUUACUAUAUGUUUACAGGCUGGUCCAGAAUCUAAUGACGAAAAACUGCAAUGUCUGUGCGAUCAUCUUACAUCGUUUGGUGGCGACUUACUGGUGACACCCAACACAAUUGACUUUGCGGAAGUCGCCCUAGGAUUUGCCAACCUGGGGAAGACUGGCAAUGUAGGCGUCAUUAUAGCCGUGUUCGUGUUCGUCCUGUUGUACGUUUUGGGUGUCAUUUUUGCCAGAAGAGCAGACAGAAGAGACAAACAGCAGGUAUUACGGAAAAAGGGCAAAUUUUACCUUUGAAGUUAAAUUAAAAUUGCAAUAAUAUAUAUUUAUUGCUAUUAAUUUGUUCUGCAUUUUUAUCCGAGGGUGGGGGGAGGGGGGGAGUGAAUACUUAACGAAAUUGUAUACGGAGCAGGCUCCUCCCCGAGUUCUUAUUCCUUACCGUUUUUUAUAAUAAGGUUCAGAUAUAAUGCGCCCUCUGAUUCGUUGAAAAAGCGUGCUUUAUUAGAUUAUUAAACACGGCGCUAAAGCUGUCCUAUCAUCUACCAAUAGUUUAUUUUGAAAAUUAGAAAGUAAUGCGUGGGAAAUUUAACGGAUUCUUUGUCAUAAAACAAACAAAGAAGUCUUGACUGUACUCUGUUCUGUCGUAAAGCUCUUAGGAAGCGGCUAGAGCACUCGAUCAAGACUUAGGGAGACACACUCUUCUUUCGUGCUCUAGCUGCUAUCUGCAUGCCUUACAACAGAACAUAGAAUAUUCAAGGCUUCUUUAUUUGGUAAUACACCAUUUAUGCAAAGUGUUGAUGGAGGUAAUAGCAUCAUGCCCUUUAGUACACCUUUGAUAUUUCAUGCAACAGAAAUAGUUAUAAAUCCGUUAAAUUUUCCGCCGCCCGGUUAGCUCAAUAGAUAAGCGCCGGUCUGCUGAGCGGAAGGCCGUAGGUUCAAACCCCGGCCGAACCAACAGUCAGGGUCUUUAAAUAACUGAGUAGAAAGUGAUUCCUUUGCGGAAGUCGCCCUGGGAUUUGCCAACCUGGGGAAGACUGGCAAUGUAGGCGUCAUUAUAGCCGUGUUUGUGUUCGUCCUUUUGUACGUUUUGGGCGUCAUUUUUGCCAGAAGAGCAGACAGAAGAGACAAACAGCAGGUAUUACGGAAAAAAGGCAUAUUUUACCUUUGAAGUUAAAUUAAAAUUGCAAUAAUAUUUAUUUGUUGCUAUUAAUUUGUUCUGCAUUUUUAUCCGUGGGUGGAGGGCGGGGGGAGUGGUUACUUAACAAAAUUGUAUACGGAGCAGGCUUCUCCCCAAGUUCUUAUUCCUGACCCUUUUUUAUAAUAAGGUUCAGAUAUAAUGCGCCCUCUGAUUCGUUGAAAAAGCGUGCUUUAUUAGAUUAUUAAACACCGCGCUAAAGCUGUCCUGUCAUCUGCCAGUAGUUUAUUUUGAAAAUUAGAAAGUAAUGCGUAGGAAACUUAACGUAUUCCUUGUCAUAAAACAAACAAAGAUGUCUUGACUGUGCUCUGUUCUGUCGUAAAGCUCUUAAGAAGCGGCUACAGCACUCGAUCAAGACUUAGGGAAACACACUCUUCUGUCGUGCUCUAGCUGCUACUUGCCUUCCUUACAACAAUAAUCAUCGGCGAUGUGAGCACAUUGGUCCAUAGUUCGAGUUGAUAUAUAUUAAUCUAAUUGAAGACUGAAUUGAUUUUUUUCUGGUGCCGUUGAAAGACCAUCCUCUGCAUCAGCGAUUCUUCUUUCAUAACCACGUGGUAGUUAAAUCUCUCGAUCUUUUGUUGCAGCUGUCUAUUGCAAUGCCUGUCCAUACGAACAAAACUGGUGACCACACUUACGAGAUUGCAGUUUAUACAGGGAUGUUCGGAGACUCUGGUACAACAGCAAACGUGUCAAUGUACAUCAACGGUGAAAAGGGUGAGAGUGAAGUAUUACCGCUUCAAGACACAGGUGGCGCAAAACGCCCUUUUAGUCGCGGCAGUGUCAGCUCCUUUGUAGCAAGGUGAGCAAUCAACUUGUUCUCUAUCCACGCAGGGUUUGGAAGGCCAUAUUUGACCGGGAAUUAGGAAAAGUCAAAAUUUUUCGACCACUUUUCGGGAAGAGGGGACUCGCCAAAAAAUCUUAGCGGAGGAUGUUGUAUUGGGAAAUUAAAGACAGCGGUAUCCGGGGGAAAGAUGUCAGCAGUUCGGGUUGUGUGAUUAUCGUGGAAAAGAAGCAGGAUUGCGGGUUCAGGUUCACCUUUCUAGACGCUAUCUACAGCAGCUGGAACUGGAACCCCAAUGGGUGUUAGGCUUUGCUUAACUUCAUCCAACGUUAAAUUUGAUACCACAGUCUAGUGGGGACUCACUGACGCAAUCUUGAGCUCACAAAGAGAGUAAAAUCACCACGAACAAAUUAGCUUUAGUUUGACUUUUUGGCGUCAUUUUAGAAGUGAUUCAUAAAGGUUUGUCGUACUUAAAAACCACUUCUCUCUUUCCUGAUUUCUUGGUGCUGAAAAAAAAAACCAGUUGUUUCUUCAGAUCAGAUAUAAUUGACCAAAUCUGGAAGAAUUUUGCUAAAUUUGUUUGUGUUUGGACACUUGACGGACUCUUGUGGAGCUAUAGAUAUAUGCUCAGGGCCCUUAAAUUUAUCAAAACUGACCGGCCAGAACAUGUUUUUCGUAAUGAGAAUAAGAGGAUUUAGUUAUUAAUAAGGAAUUUCCAGGCAGCUCAGUCUAUUGAUAAAGAGUAUGCGUAGUAUUGAUUGGUUUCUGCACAAGUUCACGUAAAAAGGCUUUUCGUUUUCAAAAUAGCUGGUCCGGACGUCCAAUGUUCUGACUUUUAAUUUACUUGGCGCUAUUCACAAUGGCCUUUUAUACACCGUAAAUCAAAUCCAUUUGUUAAAUUGAAACGACGUUAAUUCGGGUACACAGAUAUCUAGUGUGGAUAAUAGUACUUAUGCAAUCCGUGGCAUUGUUUCAUUUACCAGUAUUCUUUUUGUCCAGAUUACCGAACUCUCUGGGUCGAUUGAACUAUGUGAAUGUGUGGCACGAUAACUCGGGCUCAAGCCCCUCGUGGAAUCUGCGACAAAUUGUGAUUCGCCACGUUCCAACGAAUAAGAAGUCGUAUUUUAUCUGUAACCGUUGGUUAGCAGUGGAGAAGGACGAUGGAUUGGUUGAAAGGGCAAUCUUCGUUGCCGACCAAAAGCAGAUGACAGGAUUUCAGAACCUAUUUUAUAACAGGGCUUCCAAGGACAUAGGUAGUAACUGAAAGUUAGCGACCUUUACAACUUUUUGAUUAAUUGUUAGCCUGCGCAGCAAGCAUUUAUAAUGGCACUGAAUUGAACUGAGUGGAGUGCAAUUUGGUCAUAAAUAAGGCGCCCUUGUUAAAAUCGUACGAGCCCACAGCGAGAAUAAGUGUGAUUAGUAUAGGUAAUAGCAUGAUUUGUAGUGAUAUUUGGUAUAAAUACCACAAGUGAUAUUUUAAAAUUGUUAUAUGUAAUUUCACGAGCCAUUAGGUGAGUGAAAUUUGAGAGUUAAAACUUUAUAGUGCUCACCAUAAAUACGGUUUAUAGUGCAUGUUUAGUACGAUAAUAAACAAAUAUGAUGAUGGGUGUUUUCCAAACAUUAAAAGUGUACAUCCAUAAAGUUAUUAAGCUGAAAUAUCACUGCUCUAAGCCAAUCAAAUUGCAGUAAUUUCUCAUGUAGUAGUAUAACAACGGAAACUGAAAUCCACCCAAUUCAAUUUAUUUAAUUUAUCGCAUCCAUUUUCAAAUCGCAUGAUUUAGUAGCCCAUAGACAGGAUUUUAUUGGCUAGUAUUAAUAUUUUAUCGAUCCAAAAGUCGGUUAAUUGUAAAAAAAAAAAGAAGUUGAACCCUAAACAUUUCUAAAUCACGUUUUGAGUAUUCAAGACAGAAAUAUUGCGAUUAAGAGAAGAAGUGAUGGAAUUAAUAGCACAAAUUACUUGAUAUAAAACAGAUGUGAUUUACAGCAAAAAAGUAUGAUUCGUGAAAAAAAAACGCCGCUGAGAUUCAAUCAGGUUGCAGGGAUCGCAAGGGAUUUCAACGUGAAUGUAACAAAUUGCUAAAUUGGCUGCCUGAAUAUUGGAUUUACUAGUAGAAUGAUCGACUAGUUGUCAAAACUGACGACAGAAUGCUAGACCACCUACAAUUUGAUUAAGAAUAAUCGACUGUUAAGCGGCGAUAAUAGGCGGACCGAAACGCACCAAUGACACUUAAGCUCUUCAUAACCAAUAACAUUCCUGCUUAACUGACAGACGACCAAUAAUACCUCGACUUAAUUGACCAAUCAGGUCAACAAGGGUUUAACACCAUCAACUGACGUAAUACAACUCACUUCGACUGUGAAGAUGAAUACCGGGUUGCCUUCCCCUACGAGCAGAGGUUUCUCUCUUGCAUAACUGUUAGCGUUUUAAUACGAAGUCGUUCGCAUCGCUUGUCAGCCGCGUUGUUGGUUUGUUUAUUACGCCCCGGGGCUUAAACACUAAAAGCCAUGCGAGACAGAAACCUCUGCCCGUAGGGUAGGUUGUCUAAGCGUCAGUCACUAUCAAUAAUAGUCCUAUUCAGGAUUAACUCACCCGAGCUACUUAUCUAACUUAUCAUUGCUAUUCUUAUACGACCACAGGUGAUGGACAUUUAUGGUUUUCAGUGUAUACGCGGCCGCCACACAGCUCUUUUACUCGGGUUCAAAGGUUGACCUGCUGCAUCUCUCUGCUCUUUUCUUCUAUGGUGGCUAACGCUAUGUUUUACGAACUUGGCGAUGCUGAGGCAAGUCUUCGAAUCAAAUUUGGACCUAUUGACUUCACAUGGCGGCAGUUGAUGAUUGGAGUUCAAAGCAGCAUUGUCAUUGUCCCUGUUAACUUGUUGAUUAUCACCAUUUUUCGUUUCACUAGACCGAGAAAGUCCUCCGGAGGAGAGGAAAAAGCUGAACCCAAGAAAGAAAUGCAAGAAAAAAAGGCGGGAGCUAAUACAAACCCAAAAGGGAAAACAAAACCGAAGGAUGAAAAAGUGAAAGGAAAAGAAGGAUCAGAUUGCAAGAAAUCAAAAGACAACAAGGGGCCAAAAGACCAGAAAUCUAAAGAUAAAAAUAAAUCUGAACCAAAAGCAAAGGACAAAAAUAAAGCUGACUCGGAAACUAAAACGAAGAAAGAAGAAUUGCAAAAAACAAAUAGGGAAAAGACGGCGCCUAAAACAGAACAAGAGGUUACAAAGAGAAGAAAAUUCAAACUUCCCUACUGGUGUAAUUAUAUUGCUUACACAUUGGCCUUCCUCACAUCCUUUGUUGGGGCCUUGUUCACCAUAUUUUACAGUAUGGUUUGGGGCAAGGAGAAGUCAGACAAAUGGAUUCUUUCAGUCAUUAUAUCUUUGGUACAAGACAUCUUUUUCGUGCAACCGUUGAAAGUAAUCCUGGUUGCAUCGAUUUUGGCCAUGUUGUUGCGGAAACCUCCCGAGGAUGACGAGGAGGAAAUAGUUAACGAUGAGGCUGAAGAAACAAAACAAGAGGAACUCACAGACGAUACUUCGGUUGAUGGCAUGAAGGAUCCUCGCAAGAAACUUUUUACCAGUGGUCCCGAUCCAAUGAUAGUUGCAAUGGCCAGAGAAAAAAAGCUUAAAGAAGCGCAGAUGUGCAAUAUAUUCUCCCAGCUUGCGUUACAGUUCUUCUUCGUCUUUCUUCUCUCAGUCGCUACUUAUGGUAGCCGAGGCGGAGACAGGUUUUACCUCUCCAAGAAUGUACAAGAUAUUUUCAACACAAAACUUGGCAAGGUAAGAAACCCUUUAACAGGCUACAAAGGAAGCUUCUGCAAGCUUUUUCGUCUGUCAGUGGCAGAGCAUCUGGAUUUAGAAGAACCUAAAGGGUCAAAGGCCCGUCUCUUGUUGAACGAACUGGCAUCCCCUGACAAAACUGGGUGAACAAAAGAAAAUAUUCUUGACAUUUUUCUUUGACUUCCUGAACAUGUUCGACAUCUCUUAAUCACAGAAACGAAUCAAAAAACGAAAAUCCAAAUCAGCAUUUCACCUCUGGCAACUUACUGUUAAACUCAAGGUUUCAAAAUUUAUAACCAAUAUAACCAUGGACGUUUACCAAUACUUCUGAUUUCCCUAUUACUUUUAUACCUCUUUAUAAGGUAAUGCUAUAAGCGUUCUUAGAGCUUACCCUUACACAAACCAUCCAGUAAAAAAUCUCCUACAAAAUUCUUGAACAAUUAAAUGUGACCUAGUGGGAAACGUGUCUCCUACAAAGUCUAUCAAAAGCAAUUGUAGAGACUAGAAAUUUUUAAAAAAGAGUCUUUUUUUUUUAACACGAACCAAAUGGAAUGACGCGAAAAUAUCUGAAUUCCAAUUGCACUACAUAAUAUCUUUGUAUAACUAGGGCUAUUCUUGUGAAAGUAUUUGACUAUUUUAAAGUAAAUUCUUUCUUAAAGUUGGGGGGUUUUUGUACUUACUUUUUCUGAUAAACGAUUUUGUCACUUCCCCUUAUUAUAAUUACCCUCAAUUUUGAUAUGGUUAGGUCAAGGACGUAUACACGUUUUGGUGGUGGGCUGAAAAUUAUAUGCUUCCUAGCCUGUACGCUACAGAAUGGUACAAUGGACAAGCAUUUGAAGAAGAAGAUUUCUUUUCCAACAAAAAAAUGUUUAUUGUUGGUCUUCCACGCCUGCGACAGGCAAGAAUCAAGCAAGGUUAGUAACAGAUUAACUCUUUCACAUGAAAGUCCCAAAAAACUUCCACGUCCCCAUUUUGCUUAAGUUCUGAAAUCCCGGCUUUCAAAUGGGGUAAAUGCAGAAUCUCAAAAGACCUAUUAGGGACCCUAUGCCACCACGCCUCCUCAUUUACAUAUAGGUGAUAGACAACUCUUCUUGUCAACAGAACCCUGUGUUGCUUGGAACGCGUAUCCUGAGUUUACCCGGUGGUUUCCAAGUUGUUACCAUGGCUAUUCCUCUAACAGCCAAAACGACCAAUCUGCCGACGCACAACUGGACUGGCUUGAUGUCUCUCCAGCUUACGUCGUUGGUGGUUCGAGCUGGAGAAUUAUUGAUAACGAAGACAGCGAAGAUACGACCAGCAACCUUUACAACACUCAGCAGACCAGUAACAACGAUAGUAUCAGUAGUAACAGUACUUAUACCACACCUGCGCCAGAUCAGGAUGUAACAGGAAGCUUGGGGAACGACGAUGGCAACGGGAAUGGUAAAAAGCAACAGGUUUAGGCUCUGUCCACACGUGCUGGGCGUAUUCGGACAAAAAGCAGGUUUCAGAAAACGAUACUUAGAGUGGAGGUUUUUUAAAACCGCCGACUUCUUGUUUUCGUAUAGGUGGACGAAAACGGAGGUUUACGAAUACCGUGAUUUCGUACAUCAUACAGCGCACACACCUGAAAGGAAUGCUAUCGUAUUUCCAUCGUUUCAGCGUUUUAAUAUGAACGGGGCAAAAUAUUUCGAAUAUAUGCUGCUUGUGGACGCUUUUUGUUUCGAAAAAGGAGAGAAAAUCUCCGUUAAAAAAAAGUAAAUGCGUGGACGAGACCUUAGGCUAAGUUCACACGUCGCCGGACAAUUUUUCGACCGGUGGAAAAUUCGUGCGUUUUGGUGUUUCGCUCACACGAAACCACCAGAACCCUUUAAACCCUAAGAUCAAAGCUAUUCAGAGUUCCGUGUGAACAGAGUAAAAAAAAUUGAACGCUUCCGUGCGAACGAGGUGUCCGGUCAAACUUUUCAGGCGGUUGAGAAUUCGUCCGGUCCGGUACUGUUUGAACGAAGCCUUAAGGUGAUGUUACACGAGAUGAUUCGCAAUGACGAUUUUUAGGGCAACACAGCGUUGCAAUGUUGGAACAAUGUUGCAACGAUUCCAAACAAUGUCGCAACGAUGCUGUAAUGCUGUGUUGCGUUGCGUUGAAAAUCGUUGUUGCGAAUCGUCCCGUGUAGCAUCACCUUUAGAUUAGCAAAACACCAACCCUGCACGUGUAUCACGCUUUUUGUACAUUUCUUUCUAAUUGCAAAAAUUAUAAUUUUACAAAGAAAAACUCAUCUAGUUGCUUCGUAACCAAGUCAUUUUCUUUCCUUAAUGCUUCUACAUUGUUUUUUUUCAUGAUCUUUCCUUGCUCAAAAGUGCAGUCAGGAAAAAAAGUGCUUUUUUGCAGCGGAGCAGCAAAACACACGUGUGCUCACUUCAACGACUGAGGUUUUUGUAGUCGCUUACAAAAGAUGAUCGCGAAGGCAAUAGUCCAGAACUGCGGCAAUUUAAAUAAAGGAAAUGUGAUAGCGUAAAGGGAAUUUUCAUAUGACGUUAUGCCUGCCAUAUUGGUGUCGCAAAAUAAUAUAACGGCGGCAUUGUUGGUGUUCCAAAAACCAGUCCUGUGGGAGUAGAACCUUCUGGACUCCUUUUUAUGUAAAAACGUUCUUUGUUAAAAUUUGCACAGCUGCUGGCCGCGUGAGUGAAAACGUCUUAACCUUAUUUUCCUCUAUUUUAUUUAGGAACUUCCAACAUUUUUGCAGGCUCAGAAUUUAGAAUCUUCUGUACCCAUACACUGGAGUACCACGAUGCUUUAUCUCUUGGUACACUCCCCAUUGUCACGGAACGCAACACGUACACUGGGGGCGGUCUUCUUGCGGAGCUAGGGUACGAUAUAGAAACGGCUCAAAAAGUUCUUGCCAACCUCAAGGACGAUAUCUGGAUCAACAGACUGACAAGAUUGGUUUCGUUGGAGUUCGUUGCCUUCGAACCCGGCACCAAUCUCUUUGCGUAUGGUCGAUACAACUUUGAAUGUCUUCCAACUGGAGGGAUUUGGACAUCUUACCGCAUUGAUCCUAUUUCGUUCGUCGGAAGCAUCAACUCGAGUUUCAGUUCCAUAUUCAUCGUUUGUUAUGUGCUGAUUAUUAUUAUUCUCUUAUACUCGAUUUAUCGGGAAUUCAAAGAAAUGCGGCAGUUGAAAAGCAAGUACUUCAAAGACAUCUGGAACUACAUAGAGUGGGCCUUCAUCUCCUUUACCAUUACAACGAUUGUACUGUUCUUUUUCAAAUCAGAAUACACCAGGUAUUACUUAAGUAUCUUUAUAUGUAAAGAGAAACAAUGCUUUGCAGUCAUAGUAGAGGAGUCUUGUUAUGAAACCCGGCAAACAUCAAAGUGGAAAACAACGGUGCUGUAGGUUAUGUUGGAAGCUCCCCGAUCGUGCACAAUCCUUUGUUUUGAGUUCACAAAUUUGGACUGGAUAAAUUAAUGCGAUGGAUUUUGGUGUUCAGUAAGUUCAAAAUGAUAGGAAUGCAAUUGAACGACGUGCACGGUCAGGUUUUAAAAAGCUAACAAAAAACACGCAAUGGACGGCUUAGUGUGUAGUAUCAAGGGAUGUUUUUACAACCGUAUUUAGACAAAAUACGUAGAGUCAAAAUACGAGAUAAGUAAACAUACCCCACGAUAGUACAUUCGAAAGGGUUUAACAAGAUAUUUUUUUUUUCCACUUAGAUUGGAUAUAUAGAACUUCAUUAAUUUGCACAAUUACUUGUAACGAGAAUUCGUGACAUGAAACAAACGUCACUCCUGUGCAAGUCCAGUUUCGAGUGCCUUUUCGACGGUUUUGUUGUUUGGUUAAGUCUUCGCUCCCAUUUGCUAGCCACAAAAAAGAGGGAAUAAUAAAUAAUUUAUAAAGCUUAUAAUGGCCUUGCGGUUUUCGUGUAAAACCGCCAUCCAAGAAGACAGAAAAAGAAAAAGGUUGCAACCGAAAGAAAAAAGAAUCAUCCGCCAAAUUAAGGAAUUUAAGAAGAGAAGCAAAAUGAAUGGAUUUUGUCUUACACAGGGUUAGCGCUUUAACGCGUUGGCUACCCAAACCUCCCUUUCAAUGCUACCACCACUCCCCUCCCUUCCCCUCUAGGGUUACCUCUUGCCGAUUGUAAUAUGAGCAAUAGACCAUUUUUAAAUUCCUUUAAACAAUUUCGCAAGGCUAGGGUUAAGAAAAUACGUUGAUUUGUUAAUGAUCUGUAUAUCCUACCCUUGGAAGCCUCGUCCAUCUCUUCAUUGUGUAAGCUCACCGAAACGGAAUGCAGGAAAAAUCUUUUCACCGUAAAUUUGACAUACGAAAAUGAUCACGUGAUUCAACGUCGUUCUCGGUUACAGGUAAAUGGAUCUAAAUGUCCCAAUUAUAUCACAAUCGUCAUUAUCAUCAUCAUCACCAUUAUCAUCAUCAUUAUCAUCAUCAUCAUCAUCAUCAUCAUCAUCAUCAUCAUCAUCAUCAUCAUCAUCAUCAUCAUCAUCAUCAUCCUCACCGUCAUCCUCAUCAUAUUAUCAUUAUUAUUUCCAAUAGGAGGCUGGUUGAGAAAGUGCAGGCCAACCCUUACGCCCGAAUGAGCUUCGAUUAUGUGGCUUUGUGGACAGACACAGAGAGUGUGUUUCUCGCUCUGGUCAUCUUCCUGGCGACAAUGAAAUUCUUGCGCAUCUUAAAGUUUAAUAAGCACAUCAGCAUAGUAACCAAGAGCAUGGCAAUUUCCAAAGGACCACUGCUUUCCUAUUCCGUUUGCUUUGUGGUGGCUCUCUUGGGAUUUGCUACGUUUGGUAACAUCACCUUCGGCUCCUCAGCGUACAUGUUUUCCACAUUUCCAAGAUCGAUUGUUAAUUCGUUCGAAAUGAUCCUUGGUAAAGGUGAGAAAAAUCUUCGAUUCAACACUGGACGAAAAAUAGAUUUACAUCAAAUUUACUUUUGGUCCUUACUAGCAACUCUACCAAGUACGUGUACAUAACAGCACUUUAACAUCCAACGACGCGACCGCAACAAGAACAUCAAAGAAAACCAAUAGGUUUAAAAAGCAAAACACCAACUUUGCGUGCAUCACACUUUUUUGUACAUUGCUUUGCCGUUUUUGCACGACUACGACGUGAAAAUGCCUAAUUUUUGCGUUUUAUGGAGAACGUAAAGAAACAACGACGAAAUUUUAUCUCCCUUUCUUAACUUGGAUAUGGUCUCUUGGAAUUCAACUUACGGAGAGUUCGCCUACAUUUGACAAAGUACGUGGGUAGGAAUAAUCGCAAUGGAGACUGAAAGAACGCAAAUUCACUUUUAAGCGACGUUCUCGUUGCUCUCUCGUCGUUGGAUCUUAAAGUCCCUGUUCCCAAAUAGCGAUGCAACCAUAAGCGUAAGCAUAACAUGGUCUUUACCGGCGACGCAAGCAUAAACAUAAACAUAAACAUAAGAAGCUAUAGGCCUUAACAUGAGCAUAACCGUAAACCCCAAAAUUAUCGAUAUAAAAACCUGGCAUUCUUUUAAUGCUUAUGCUUAAACGUCAAGGCCGUCUUCAUUAGUGAAUGCCUAUAAGCUGGUUAUGCAUGCUUAGUAGGCUUGUGCUUGCGUCGCAUUUUUGAAAAUAGAUGAGGGUUGGAAUGACUUAACUCCAUCAGUGUAAAUUCUACCGGAAUAAACCAAAUGACGAAAUCAUUAGCUAUGUCCUUCAUCUGAUUUCUUGUUAUUGUCUUUUCCUUUUAGGAACCAACUACGACGAGCUGGAAUCAAUCAACCGCUUCCUUGGGCCAUUCUUUUUCUUCACGUAUUUUCUCGUUACGACGCUCAUCUUGAUGAAUUUCUUUGUGGCCAUACUCAAUGACUCCUUCACCGACGCUAGAGAAAUUCUUGAAGCGGAGUCCACGGGGGAAAAUAUGUCAGACUUCAUUGAAGAAUACGCCAAAGACAAGCUGAAGGAAAUAUCAGACGAACUACGAGCAAUAAUUGGCGGAAGAGAGAAGAAUAACGCUGCCAGUAAUGGCAAGCCCAAGAAAAACAAAACAUGGGAAAGAGAUUUCUUUUUGUACUAG
This is a messenger RNA of Porites evermanni, 26566 nucleotides long. Lineage: Eukaryota; Metazoa; Cnidaria; Anthozoa; Scleractinia; Poritidae. The record is from the annotation of a GenBank genome assembly.